This is a messenger RNA of Anoplopoma fimbria (sablefish), 1764 nucleotides long. It is a transcript of the gene dnaaf11, whose product is annotated as dynein axonemal assembly factor 11. The record is from RefSeq and is a predicted model, not a curated record. Gene Ontology annotation, biological process: outer dynein arm assembly. The transcript has 12 exons. Gene Ontology annotation, cellular component: cytoplasm. Gene Ontology annotation, molecular function: protein binding. Bases 46 to 1464 code for a protein of 472 amino acids. Lineage: Eukaryota; Metazoa; Chordata; Actinopteri; Perciformes; Anoplopomatidae.
CGCAGCAGCAGGUCGGUUUCCACGGCAACGGCUGACAACAGGAAGAUGGUCCACAUCACAGAGGACAUGGUCCGCCGGCGGUCCGAGCACAACGAGUGUGAGAUCUUCUCCCUGGAGGAGCUUUCUCUGCAUCAGCAGGACAUCGAGAGGGUGGAGCACAUCGACAGGUGGUGCAGAGACCUGAAGAUCCUCUACCUGCAGAGCAACCUCAUCCCACGGAUCGAGAACGUCGGCCGCCUGAAGAAGCUGGAGUAUUUGAAUCUGGCCUUGAACAACAUUGAAGUCAUUGAAAACCUUGAAGGCUGUGAGAGCCUCCAGAAGUUGGACCUGACGGUGAACUUCGUUGGCCGUCUGAGCAGCGUUGAGUCUCUGCAGCUCAACGUCCUCCUCACAGAGCUCUUCCUGGUGGGGAACCCCUGCUCACAGUUUGAUGGAUACCGACAGUACGUGGUGGCCGCGCUGCCACAACUCAAGUGGCUGGACGGGACGGAGAUCAGCCGCUCGGAGAGGAUUCGGGCCUCUCAUGGACUGGAGGAGGUGAGGAGGCGAGUGAGGGAGCAGGAGGAGGAGUACCUGAAGAGGAGAGCCACGGAGAGGGAGGAGGCGCUGAGGGAGAAAGGAGGCGAGGAGAGGAAACCAGGCUUCGAUGGCCGCUGGUACACUGACAUCAACAACACCACCCCAGCAGCUUCGGUGGAGAACAAGGAGAACCAGGAGAUGGAGGAGAACCUGGAGAACCCCGACCUGGAAGAGGAGCGUCGGGAGAAGGAGUUCUGGCACACGCCAUGUUCGUUCACGCCCGAAUCCCGUCUGGAGGCCCACCGCCACCUGGAGGAGAAGAAGAAGAAGAAGGAGAAGGAGAAGGAGAAGAAGCCGAAGGCCCCGAGGACGCUGAUCACUGCUGAUGGACGAGUCAUGAACGCCAACGAGCCGAAACUGGACUUCUCUCUGACUGAAGAUGAAGAAAGCAACAUGAUUGUGUUAAACCUGGAAGUGUACAGACACAUGGACACCUCCCUAAUCGACGUGGACAUCCAGCCGACGUACGCCAGAGUCAAAGUCAAAGGAAAGAUAUUUCAGAUGGUCCUGCCGGCAGAAGUGAAGCCCGACAGCUCGACAGCUCAGAGGUCCCAAACCACGGGACACCUGGUCCUCACCAUGCCCAGGGCUGAAGGUGAAAUCAAAGUGACAAAGACCGACCCACGUCCGCCAAGACCGCCGCGUCAGACCAGAUGCAGCAGCAGCAGCUCGCCUGGGGACAAUAAAAGAAGACACAACGUUCCUGAGAGGUUGGAGGUCGAUCCAAGCACGCACACGACCGUCGACUUCGCCAACAUCGUACGGUGCCAUGGCUCCAAAGAAGGUCCGCUGGAAACGUCCAGGAUGGCUCCGCCCACCGACACUGGUCAAUGCAGCUUCUCUGACGGGUUCGUGGACGACCCUGAUGUCCCCCCACUGGUUUAAGACUCUGAGACGUAGUAAUACUGACCGCUAAGGAGAGACGCGUCUGUUCUCUCAGCGUUUGUUUCUGAGGUUCUUCGAUCCCGUAGCCUUUAAAGUUAAAUGGUAAGUAGGCUGAUUUUAUCACAUCCACCAGGUUCAACACUGUGAAACCACUGAGAGUAGGAAUCAGAGAGUUCUAGAGAUGCUACCAGCUGUUUAUUGGACCUUUAGAUAACUUUCUGUUUCCUGUCACAGCUCACUAAAAGAGACAAUAAACCUUCAAACCACUGAUGACGUUUCACAGCUUUUAGCUUCUGCUGA